AUGUCGGAAGAAUCGAUUAAAGUCGCUGUACGGGUUCGUCCAUUCAAUCAACGAGAAAAAGAUCGCAAUGCGAAACUAAUUAUUAAAAUGCAUGGACAAUCGACUUUUAUUACCGAUCCGAGAUCAUCAGGAGAAGAACCAAAACAAUUUUCUUUUGACUAUUCAUAUUGGUCUCAUGACGGUUUCAUCGAACUUCCUUCCGGAAUACUCGAGUCGAAAGAUAAUUCUUCGGCAUAUGCUUCACAACAGAAGGUGUUCAAUGAUCUUGGUCGCGAUGUCAUUAAAAAUGCAUUUGACGGUUUUAACUGUUCAUUGUUUGCAUACGGUCAGACAGGAUCAGGCAAAAGUUAUUCUAUGGUCGGCUACGGUGUAAAUCGUGGUAUCAUUCCUAUUGCAUGUGAUGAAUUGUUUCAUCAGAUACAGAGCACAAAAAGUUCAUCAGUUCGUUAUGAAGUCAGCCUAUCAAUGAUGGAAAUCUACAAUGAACAAGUCCGCGAUUUAUUAACGCAAGACUUUCCGAAAGGAGGUCUCGCUGUUCGGCAACAUCCCACUUCGGGUAAUUUCUAUCCGCAAGGUCUUCGUAUCGUUCCCGUAGGAAAUUACACUGACAUUGAGCGUCGAAUUUCUGAAGGCACACAAAAUCGAACGAUUGCCGCAACUAAUAUGAAUGCCACAAGUUCUCGAGCACAUACAGUUGUCACAAUCUAUUUUGAUCAAUUCAUUAACGGUACACACGGUGAAACAAAGAAGACUAGUGCUAUCAACUUAGUUGAUUUAGCUGGUAAAGGGAGAUUUCAGUUGGGCAUCUCAUCCGAAUACGCUCUUCUCUUUCAAGGUUCGGAACGGGCUGCAAGCACAGGUGCAACCGGUGAUCGCUUGAAAGAAAGUACCAACAUCAAUAAGUCGCUGUCGACAUUGGGAAAUGUAAUAUCGGCACUGGCUGACAUAUCAUCGGGUUCGAAACGAAAAGUCGUUGUACCAUACAGAGAUUCGACAUUAACAAAAUUACUUCAAAAUGCACUUGGCGGCAAUAGCAAAACAGUGAUGAUUGCUGCCCUAUCACCUGCCGAUGUCAACUACGAUGAGACACUAAGUACACUUCGUUUUGCUGAUCGUGUUAAGCGUAUUAAAAAUACUGUUGUUGUCAACGAAAAUCCUCUGGAGAAACUCAUUCGUGAACUUAAGGAAGAAAAUGACCGCCUGAAGCUGCUGAUUGAUACAGGAAAAUUCAAUCUGCAAUUAGAUAUUCAGCCUGGAAUGUCAACUCAGGACAUCGAACUUAUGCGAAGAGAUGUCGAAGAAGGAAUUCUGUCACAAAUUCAAGUUAAUCAACAACUCCUACAAGAUUCUAAAACAACAUGGGAUCUCAAGUUGAAACAAGCUCAAUCAGAUGAUAAGAACACACCUCUGUUGGUCGAUAAAAAGCUACCAUGUCUUGCUAAUUUGAAUGAAGAUCCCAUGUUAUCCUAUGUAAUAUGUCAUUAUCUAACAACGGAUGAAAUAACUAUUGGAAGUCGCAACGCCACAAUAUGUCUCAAUGGUUUGAGCGUUCUUGAACAUCAUGCCAUCAUACGAAAAUUAGAUGCAAAUAAUUAUCAACUGAUUCCAGCUGUACCCGGUGCAAAAAUCAAAGUCAAUGGAUACAAUUUAAAUGGAUCAACGCAGUUGAAACACAAAGAUCGUAUUCUAUUCGGUGCGAAUCAUGUGUAUGUCUAUUUAAAUGUUUUGAAUGAAACUAAUGAGUCAAAAGAGUUACCUGCGGUGAUCACGUGGGAAUUUGCACAGAAAGAAAUAGCGAAAGCCAAAGGUUACUCGUUGGGCAAUAAUUUAACAACUGAACAAGAAGAACUACAAGAGAAAAUCUUAAGUUUGUUACCAUUGUUAUCCGAAGUGAACGCAAUCAGUGAAGAACUCAAUAAAUAUCGAACAUUCGAAAUUGUUCUCAUGCCGAUUUCAUCGUGGGAUGGAACAGUUGGUAAAGGGUCGAAAGUAAUGAUUAAAAUGCGGAAUCUACUCAAUCAAAAUGCCUGGUAUUGGGAUGAUGUAAAAUUCGUUAAUCGCAGUUUCAUUAUUAAAGAACAUUAUCAAAGGUUUCUAGAUGGCGAAGAAGAAAUUUUAUAUAUUGCCAAAGAAGAUGAUCCAUUCUGGGAACCGGUGGAAGAUGUUCUUCUUGGCACCGCGAAUGUAUUCCUUCAAAGUUUAGCGUAUUCGUUAGAUUUCUCGGAUGAAAUCUGUAUCGUCGAUUAUAAAGGUUUAGAACAAGGCCGAUUAAGUAUCAAUCUAUGUCCAUGCUCGUCAAGUGGUAAAGUUAUAAAUGAAGAACAAUUUGUCGAUCAACCUGAAGAACUUCUCGAUAAACCCUUUAGUUUCAAAAUAACAAUGCGAUUCAUUGAAAUCAAUGAUGAACGUUACAAUAAAGGUAUACGUGUUCGGUACAAAGUCUUCAAUGAACUGGAGUUCACUGAAACGAAUGUCAUUUGUCGUAACACAGUUUGUGCUAAUAUAAAACAAUCACGUAUUAUCACCAUUCCAAAUAUGGAUCAUAACUGGUUGGAUUUUUUUGAGAAUGGCUGUAUUAUAUUUCAAGUCUUUGCUUUGCAAGAAGAAAGUAAACCGGAUACGAGAUUAUUCAAGAUGACCACUCGAGAUUUGAAAAAAAUUGAGCAAAAACAAGAUAGCACAAAUAUAAUACCGGUGAAUCAUCCGAGCUCAAUUUCGCCCGGUGACUCGAAAUUAAAAUCGGAAUUGACUCUUCUCCAUCGAAAAUAUGCUCGUCUCGAACAGAAAGAAAAACGUAUUCAACAACUAUGUCGCGAAUGGGAAAAUAAUCAUGAUUAUCAAAAGUUUUAUAAAAAUCUUUCAGCUGUUGCUUUUAGUUCAGGAACGAAAAUGAAAAUAGCUGCAAACGUUAUAUUAAGCGGUGUUCAAUUACUUCAAAGUGUACAUUCGGCAAAUAAAGAAAAUAGUAUGGAUAUUUAUAUAUUUGGAAACGAAGAACGUGAGUAUGUGAAGGAUAUGGAACACGGGAAUGCUGAAAAAUUGAAAUAUUGGGAUGAAUACUAUCGCAAAUUGGCAUCGAAGCAACGCCGUGGUUCCAGCUUACAACGAGUGCCGAUGAAACGACCAUCGUCAACGCAUCUGGACGGAUUGGAAAAUCAUGCUCUGUACCCUUCAUCACAAGCCAGGAGCGACUUAAAUCAAGACGGCCAACAAACACGAGUCAAUUCUUCAAUUGCACAAUUACCUAAUGAUAAAAUGCCACCUGUCAUACGGAAAGAUUCUCGACGAGAAGCAGACAACGAUAUAGAAAUUGCUAAAUCGAGAACGAUGUCAAAUCCUAUGCGUACAGAUGGUACAGGAAAAAAAUCAACAUUAAGUAGCGAGAGAAAUUCGACAAGUUGUACAAUUAGUUAA
Adineta ricciae is the source of this 3414-nucleotide messenger RNA. The record is from the annotation of a GenBank genome assembly. Lineage: Eukaryota; Metazoa; Rotifera; Eurotatoria; Adinetida; Adinetidae.